Messenger RNA from Linnemannia hyalina, 1155 nucleotides. NCBI's taxonomy places the organism in Eukaryota, Fungi, Mortierellomycota, Mortierellomycetes, Mortierellales, Mortierellaceae. The record is from the annotation of a GenBank genome assembly.
AUGGCGACACAUAUAUACCCGCAGUGGUUCCACAGGGUGCAGAAACUAUUCUUCAUCGUCGCAGUCGCGCUUCUAAUCACCCUCCCUGUCCUCUACGGCCACCACAAGAUCGGCCUCACUUCCACCGAAGUCAUCGUCAUAGGAGUCCGCCUAUGCAUCUCUUCAGUGGUUAUCGAAUCAACCCUCCCCGUUCAUACACACGUCCCAGAGCCCACAGUCUUCUUACACGACCCUGCCAGUAGUCGAACCGCCGUCCCAACCACAUCUGCGCUCAAGUCUUCUUCCAUUUCAACCACCGCACACCCUCUUCGAGCCAUCGACACUCUUGAACAUCGACUAUCGCAGGAACAGAAUGAGGAACAGGAGGAGGAAGAUCAGAAUAUUGAGCAGCUCAAGAAAAAGUUGGCGCAGGAUAUCACCUUCUCUUCUUCCACUGAUACCGCACCUGUUGCAACCGUGGCUACUGCCUCGCCACCACCAACAGUGACAAGGACGGCACGAUUCGCAGAAGAAGAACAGAUAGACGAUGACAUGAAUCGGAGGCAGCAGGGGCGGAGGCGGCAAGGAAACGAUAAGAAUAUUGCUCUGGAUCAGCUUUCAUCAUUAACGCCACCAACAUCGUCGGCACCUCGCCGUGGAUACGUCUCAACACCCAGCAGUCCAAUCUCAUUCCCCACAGCACUCUACCCACCACCACUUCCUAUCCCUUCUUCUUCUUCAAAUUCGUCAUCGCCAAGAGGAGUAUCCUUCCAGAGCGCGCCAUUGAAACGAUCCAGUACCGAAACCCGCCACGGCAGGAGUAACUCGUCAAGUGCCGCUGCUACUGGUGUGCGGUUUCAACGUGUCCUCGGAUCUCCAUCUUUCGGCGCGUCAGAAGAGGAAGACGAGGACAGUCUUGAGAGCGGUUACCCAACAUUUGCAUCUUACAGGCAGGCACAGCAUACCCACUUUGAUGCGUUCGCCCAGAGGAUGCGCAGGACCCUUGAGACUGCUGCUACUACUAAUGCUGCUGCUGCGACAACCGAGGUCUCUUCUCCUUCUCCUUUAUAUGAGCAGAGCGUACCAAAUCCUACUGCCGAAACAUUGGAGACACCACAUACCAGCGAUACCAGCACUCGUCAGGAGCUAUCAUCACAACCACCCAAAUAUACUUGA